This is a messenger RNA of Hippocampus comes (tiger tail seahorse), 6117 nucleotides long. Its product is annotated as kalirin-like. Lineage: Eukaryota; Metazoa; Chordata; Actinopteri; Syngnathiformes; Syngnathidae. Gene Ontology annotation, molecular function: protein binding; guanyl-nucleotide exchange factor activity. The record is from RefSeq and is a predicted model, not a curated record. Gene Ontology annotation, cellular component: cytoplasm; extrinsic component of membrane. Gene Ontology annotation, biological process: axon guidance. Bases 555 to 6002 code for a protein of 1815 amino acids. The transcript has 41 exons.
UUCAUCUCACGUUCCAAAACAUGCAUGUUCAUCAAAGACUCUGAAUUAUUGUGAGAUGUCAUUGUGAGUGUGAAUGGUUUUUGGUCUAUGUGAGCCCUGUGAUGAGUGGGGUACCCCGCCACCCCUCGCCCACGGUCAGUCGAGCUCACCCUUGACCCUAAUGAGGUUAAGUGGUAUGGAAGAUGGAUGGGUGAACAUUCAAACAGCUAUCGGCCACAUUCAAGUCAGAGUGAGACAUCUUCCUGAUGGUUGUUGUGUAAUCAGGCUAAUGAGUCCUGACAGUUCGAGCAACUUUCUUUGAAGCCCUCCACAACGCAGUUAUUUUGGGCUCAUCGCUGACUCAGUGCGUAUGUUUGUGCGCAUCCCUCACUGAUCUGCUGUCUGCUGCUCAAACUGACAACUGAUGGAUCACUCGGGUUGCUCGUCGAUUGUUUCGAUCCUUGGUCCUUAAAGACGCGUCCAUGCUGCAAACCUCAUUCAUGAUGAGUCACUGAGCUAAACUCCCACACUUAGAUGCAAGUCCGACCGCUCUACUCUCAGCCACAGAGCCCAGCAUGGACCACGGUAAAACCACGUUUGGUGCAGUCAUGUUGGCAGGAGAGAUAACAACGUGUCUCGGAAUUCUAGGGUCCAGUAAAGCAGAGUCGGUCCGGGCGGGUGACGUCCUGACAGUACUCAGAGAGAAAGUGGCCUUUGUGUCAGGGGGACGAGACAAACGAGGAGGACCGAUCCUGACCUUCCCAGCCAGGACCAACCAUGAGCGGAUAAAGCAGGAAGAUCUGAGCCGGCUGGUGACGUACCUGUCAACCAUACCUAGUGAGGACGUGCGCGCACGAGGGUUCACAGUGGUAGUGGACAUGCGUGGUAGUAAGUGGGACAGCGUGAAGCCCGUGUUGCGUACUUUGCAGGAAUCCUUUUCCUCCAACAUCCACACGGCGGUGCUCAUCAAACCUGAUACCUUUUGGCAGAAACACAAGACCAACCUGGGCAGUGCCAAGCUCAGCUUUGAGACCAAUCUAGUGUCUGUCGAAGGUCUGUCCCGGUUGGUCGACCCUUCUCAGUUGACGUCUGACCUCGGUGGCUCCUUGGAGUAUGAUCAUGUGGAGUGGACCGAGCUGCGUCUGGGUCUGGAGGAGUUCUCGGGGGCCGCCACGCAACUGUUGAACCAGUUGGAUCAGCUGGAAGUUGGGCUGACCAGCUUACCAGAACCGCAAGAUGUGGAUGACUCCCGCAAAAUACUCGAAGAACACAAUCGUCUCCGAAACACCAUCGCGACAGCGCCAGUUGACGCCCUCGACCGAGAGGGGAGGAGCUUGCUCCAGCGCAUGCGCCUGGGCCCCUCCCACGGGGACACCUCCAACGAGAGCGGCGGCGGGAGCCAUGGCAGCUGGCUGUCAGGUGGGGCCGACUUCCAAAGCGUGGCUCCAAAGGUCUCCUCUCUACUAGACCGUCUGCAGGUGGCUCGCACUCACCUGCUGCAGAGCUGGAGCGACAGGAAGCUCCACCUGGACCAGGCGCUGCAGUUGCACCUGUAUGAGCAGGAUGCCACCAAGAUGUCCGAGUGGAUCGCCCACAGUAAGGAGUUGUUCAUGCAGACUUUGGUGGAGGUCGGUCAGAACCACCAGCACGCCGUUGACUUACAAUCACAACAUCAGCACUUCACCUCAAAUGUGAUGAACGGGAGUGUAAAUGUGGACAGUGUCGUUACUGUGGCAGCCAGGCUUGCAGAGGCUGGUCACUUUGGGGCGGAGAGGAUUGCCACGGUGUCCUCACAGCUACAAGAAGACUGGAAGUUACUGACCACAGCUCUGGAAGAGCGUAGCAACACGUUAGCCAUGGCCACUGGCUUCCACCAAGGGGCAGAGCAGUUCCUUCACAAAGCGGAGGCGUGGCUUCAGACCUAUGCCGAGGCAUCGCUGCCGAUGGCAACGGCUGAGCUGGAGGAAGCUGUAAAAAAACACCAGGAGCUGAAUGAGGAGGUGUCUGCCAACUACACUCAGGUCAGCGAGAGUGGUAAAGCCUUGCUGGACGUGUUAAACCGCAGCACGGUGACUGACCACAAUGACACGUCAACUAAACCAGACCUUACUGGCACCACGCAUGGCAUCAUGGGAGUUCUGCACCAGGUCAUGCAGGGUCACCAUGACCUGGAGAACGCGUGGCAACAUCGCAAGCUCCGCCUCCACCAGCGCCUUCAGUUGUGCGUGUUUCAACAAGACGUCAAACAGGUGUUGGACUGGGUGGAGCAGCACGGUGAGGUUUUCCUCAACAAACACAGCGGCGUCGGGAAGUCUCUGCAUCGAGCGCGAGCGCUUCAGAAACGUCACGACGACUUCCAGCAAGUGGCUCAAAACACUUACACCAACGCAGAGAAGCUCCUGGAAGCCGCUGACCAACUGGCUCAGUCUGGCGAGUGUGAGGAGGAAGAGAUCUACCAGGCGGCCCGAGACUUGGAGCUCCGCAUGCAGGCGUUCAUUCAGAAAGUAGAACAAAGGAAGAUGCUGCUCGACUUGGCCGUGUCCUUCUACACACACACCAAAGAGCUGUCGUCCUGGAUGGAAGGACUCCAGAAGCAGCUCUCGACUGACCUCUGCACCGGUUCGGAAUCGGUCGAAGCUCUGCAGGCGCUCAUGAACCAGCAACAACAGCAGCAGGCCAACACACAGGAGGCUGCAAUGAGUGUCAUCAGAGAAGGGGAAGACCUCAUCCUGCAACUCAGGCCCCAGGGCAGCUCAGUGGCCCAUGUGGAGUCAGUGCUGCAGCACCUGGAGGAGUUCCACGUUCAGCUGGAGGAAGUUUUCCAUCAGCGGAAGAUCCGAUUAGAUGUUUACCUGCAACUGCGUAUCCUACAACAGUGCAUACUGGAGGUAACCGGGGAGAUGGACGCCUGGAAGCAGGAGCUCCAGAAACAAUCCCAGGACCUUUCUGCUGAGAAGCGGCUAUCUGACGCAAGCCAAGAAAAGCAGGCACUCGGGCCGUCGCGACUCGCUGAAGCUAGCCCGGAGGCACUGACAUUAGCGCAGCAACGCAUUCACAGGCACAUGGAACGGAGGCUCGCGGUGAACAACAUGACCUACGAGGUGGUCCAACAAGGUCACGACCUUCAGCAGUACAUCACCGAGGUCAAGUCAACAGGAAUUGAGCUGUCAGAGGUGGAGGGCAAUCUCUCAUCUCAGGUUGAGGAGCUGCAACGCCUGAUGCUGGACAAACAGAAGGAACUGCAGCAGAUUGCGGAUCACAGUCAUACACACCUGGAACAGAACCUGCAGCUUAGACACCUACAGAACCAGGUCAAACAGGUGCUGGGUUGGAUCACGGAGGGUGAGGUCAUGCUGUCAUCCUGCAUGCUGAACUCCAGUUGUUUGUCAGAAGCCGAACAGCUGCAGAGGGAACACGAGCGCCUCCAACAGGCCAUAGAGGCUCUCCUGCAUGCUGACUCCCUGCAGAGGACCCACCAGGUGGCUCUGGCCCUGCAGCAGAGAGCAGAACUGCUCGUCAGGUCAGGCCAUUAUGAUCCGGACGCAGUGAGGUCCUGCGCGCAGACGGUGGCGCUCCACUGGCAGACUCUGAUGCUGCGGAUCGAGGACCGACUCAAACUGGUCAAUGCUUCCGCCGCUUUCUACAGAACAUCGCAACAGGUAUGCGGUGUGCUGGAGAGUCUGGAGCAGGAGUACCGCAGGGAGGAGGACUGGUGCGGGGGCGGAGACAGACAGCCUGAGCAUCUCCUGCCUCUCAUCAACAAACACAUGGAGCAGAAGGAAGCCUUUCUCAAGGCCUGCACGCUCGCGAGACGGAACGCAGAAGUUUUCCUCAAGUACAUCCACCGCAAUAGUGUCACCAUGGCAAACAUCUCCGGCCACAAUGUCACCGUGUCGGGGGUCACCGAGGUCACUGGGCACUCACGGGUACCAGAGCAACAGGUCAAAGGUAUCCUCAGUGAGUUGCUUCAGAGAGAAAAUAGAGUUCUUCAUUUUUGGACAUUAAAGAAGCGCCGACUGGACCAGUGCCAGCAGUACGUCAUGUUUCAGAACCACACACAGCAGGCUCUGGAUUGGUUGGCACAGUCAGGAGACCACUACCUGGCCACACACACGUCACCAGGAGCAACAGCGACGGAGACGCAGGAGUUGCUCAACCAGCACCGGCAGUUUUGUGUUUCGGCCAAGCACACCCAGGAAAAGGUUCACUUGCUCAUCCAACUGGCCGAGAGCAUGCUGACGAAAGGCCACGCCCACCGCCUGGAGCUUCGCCGCUGUGUUUCCGCCGUGGAUAAACGGUACCGGGACUUCACCGUCAGGAUGGGCCAGUAUCGCCACGUGCUAGAGACGGCACUGGGAGGCUGCUCAAAGGACAACAAGGACUUGGAGCUCGAACUGAUUCCCAACAGUCUGUCUGACUCGGACCCGGAAGUCAAUCUGUCAGACCCCAGCCACCAGGUCAGCGAUGAGAAGAGACGCUCAGCCCGCAAGAAAGAGUACAUCAUGGCGGAGUUGCUGCAGACGGAGAGGGUCUAUGUCAGGGACCUUCAAGAAUGCAUCGAGACGUACCUGUGGGAGAUGACGAGCGGCUCCGAGGACGUCCCGUCUGGUCUCAGCAACAGGGAUGACGUGGUCUUCGGGAACAUCCAGGAUAUCUACGAGUUCCAUAACAGUAUUUUCUUGAAGGAGCUGGAGAACUAUGAGCAACUUCCUGAAGAUGUGGGACAUUGUUUUGUCACUUGGGCUGACAAGUUCCACAUGUACGUGACCUAUUGCAGGAACAAGCCAGACUCCAGCUUGUUGAUCCAGCAGCAUGGUGCUGGCUUCUUUGAGGAGGUCCAGAGGAGACACGGGCUGGCCAACUCCAUCUCGUCGGCGCUCAUCAAACCCGUUCAGAGGAUCACAAAGUAUCAACUGUUGCUGAAGGAGUUGUUGGCCUGCUGCGAAGAAGGAAAAGGCGAGAUCAAAGAAGGCCUGGACGUCAUGCUGAGUGUUCCCAAGAGAGCUAACGAUGCUAUGCACGUUAGCAUGUUAGAGGGUCUCGAAGAAGGUCUGGAGGUACAAGGUGAGCUCCUGCUGCAAGACUCCUUUCUCGUUUGGGAACCAAAAUCCCUCAUCAGGAAGGGGCGUGACCGACACCUCUUCCUGUUUGAGCUGUCGCUCAUCUUCAGCAAGGAAAUGAAAGAUUCAUCGGGACGAACCAAAUACCUUUACAAGAGCCGCUUGAGGACAUCGGAACUUGGCGUGACGGAGCACAUCGAAGGGGAUCCUUGUAAAUUUGCGCUUUGGGUCGGCAGGACGCCCACUUCGGACAACAAGACGGUUCUGAAGGCAUCGUCCUUGGAGCUGAAGCAGGAGUGGGUCCGCAGCAUUCGCCAAGUGAUCCAGGAGAGACGGGGUCACCUGCGGGGGGCGCUGAGGGAGCCCAUCCCCCUUCCCAAAACCCCAAAUUUGACUCUUGGGCGGCAACGCAGCAUCACGCGCAGGGAGACCAGCGAGGAUGCCGACAGCUUGGGCGAUGCCAGCAGCCAGCCCGACACCGUCUCCAUCGCCUCCCGAACAUCCCAAAACACCGCAGACAGCGACAAGCUGUCGGGAGGCUGCGAGCUAGUGGUGGUGUUGUUGGAUUUCUCCUCUGGUUCACCCGGAGAGCUCAGCGUCCGCUGCGGUCAGACUGUGGAGCUCGUGGAACGCUCAGCGGACCGACCUGGCUGGUGUCUUGUUAGAACCACCGAUCAAACUCCGCAACAGGAGGGCUUGUUGCCGAUGAGCGCCCUCUGCCUCUCGCACUCCCACAGUGCUGCCGACAUGGAAACACUGGUGCCGGCGUCCCCCGCCUCCUCGGGCAAUGCCCCCUCCUGCAUCACCACCACCACCUCCUUCAGUGCCUCCAAUUCAUCGUCGCUGCCGAGCUCCGGGAAGGAUUCUGCACCAUUAACCCCCGAGACAGCCGGGCUGCACCCUCAACCCACUCAAAGUAAGACACAAGUGAAAAUAGACGACUCCCCAGUUACGGGGGGGUGAAAUCACAUGACCUGAAGCGUCUUAUGUGAACAAUUGUAGGACUUGGGACUUGCUUGUCCAAAACCUAUCAAAGAUUCAACUUGACUUUGUAUAGAUGAGACUCGAUUUGAACUAC